ACAGCUGUAGUCUGAGGCACACAGGCCCCCCUCAGUCAACACAUAGUCAGAGAAAGGAGAGGGCCGUGAAAACUAGGGCACAGCAAAACUGACCCCUUUCCCUCAAACCAGAGGCACAGAUCCAACAGAGAGAGAGAGACAGAGAGUGAGAAGGUAUAGGCUGGGGAAGAGAGAGACAUUUGUGGAAGGCUGUGUGGCUGUUAAGGAGUGAAGCCCGCGAAAAUCCACCAUCGACGUCCCCACAAGUCCGAAGUCCCCACAAAUUUGACAUCCCUUCAAGUCUGAGCCAAGUGAGGACCUCGGUGCUACCCAUUUCUUCUUCUUUGGACAUCUUCUUGUCAGUGUUUCCACGUACCAACUGCACCAUGCACAAGCGUACGAAGGUGAAGAUCACGUUCUUUGUGAUCCUGGUGGGCAUGGCCUCCAUGUUUACGGCGGUGGUGACGGACCAUUGGGCCGUGCUCAGCCCGCAGGUGGAGCAAGUGAACGUAACGUGUGAGGCGGCCCACUUUGGCCUCUGGAGGCUGUGUAAGAAGGUCAUCUACAUCAGUGAGGCGGACUACAAUGGAAAGGGUUGUGGCCCCAUCAGCCUACCUGGAGUGGAGAACUGCACCUACUUCAAACACUUCACUCCAGGGGACGAGUCUGAGAUUUUUGAAGUCAAAACCCAGAAAGAGUACAAUAUCUCGGCAGCGGCCAUCGCCAUCUUCAGCCUGGCCUUUAUGAUCCUGGGCACCUUGUGUCUCCUGUGCUCCUUCAAGAAGGGGAAUGACUACAUCCUCAAACCUGCCGGAAUGUUCUUCGCUUUCGCAGGCCUGUGCGCCAUCAUCUCAGUGGAGGUGAUGCGUCAGUCGGUGAAGCGGAUGAUCGAGAGCGAGGACACCAUCUGGAUCGACUACUCCUAUGCCUGGUCCUUCGCCUGCGCCUGCGCUGGCUUCUGCCUCCUCUUCCUCGGUGGCCUCGGCCUCCUUCUGCUCUCCAUGCCCCGCAUGCCCCAAAACCCCUGGGAGUCCUGCAUGGACGCUGAACACGAAGUGGAGUAAUAGACGGAGAGGGAUGAGAGGAGGAAGAGAGUGACACUUUCUUUAACAGCAAUAAGAUCACGAUCAAGAUCAACUUCGUGCCGUUAUAUAGUGGAACCAGAGGGUUCUUCCCCCCCCCCGAUCUGGUCUUGGCACGUGCGCUCUAGGCAACAGGUCGCAGAUACAGUGCGGGUAGGCUACCUACUUU
Coregonus clupeaformis (lake whitefish) is the source of this 1230-nucleotide messenger RNA. RefSeq names its product voltage-dependent calcium channel gamma-1 subunit-like. Gene Ontology annotation, molecular function: voltage-gated calcium channel activity; calcium channel regulator activity. The coding region runs from base 366 to 1043 and encodes 225 amino acids. NCBI's taxonomy places the organism in Eukaryota, Metazoa, Chordata, Actinopteri, Salmoniformes, Salmonidae. Gene Ontology annotation, cellular component: L-type voltage-gated calcium channel complex; membrane. Gene Ontology annotation, biological process: calcium ion transmembrane transport; regulation of calcium ion transmembrane transport via high voltage-gated calcium channel. The transcript is spliced from 4 exons. The record is from RefSeq and is a predicted model, not a curated record.